AUGGGACGAUGCAAGAAUAUUGGCAGGAACGUUUCCAAAUACCGUUUGAAAAUGAGUCGAAAGCAAACGAAUAAAAUCUACAAACGAAAAAAGGCAACUGAAGAAGUUGAAGCUGCCACGCAAAUCGACAGUGGUGCCGAUAACGUUGAAAAGAUUGUUGCCGAAGUGACGAAUAUCGAGAAGGUUUCUUGUUGUGAUUAA
This is a messenger RNA of Anisakis simplex (herring worm), 201 nucleotides long. Lineage: Eukaryota; Metazoa; Nematoda; Chromadorea; Rhabditida; Anisakidae. The record is from the annotation of a GenBank genome assembly.